AGGCUAUUCUCGAACACCAUGAGCGGCUUUUCGACAACGGAGCAGACCACCGUCUCUCCGCACUCGCUCCAGACCCUUCACGGCAGCAGACGGGUCUAUCCCUCCGUCGAAGAGCUCAAUGCCGUCGUCGACCGAGCCAGCGCCGCCCAGAAGGCGUGGGCCAAGGUCCCACUCCCGCAGAGGAUCGCCAUCGGCAGAAAGUUUAUGGAAACGACAGGGCCUCAGGAAGAGUUCAGGAGGUUCGCCGACCGUGCCGCGAGCGAGCUGACCCUCCAAAUGGGUCGUCCCAUCUCGCAGACCCCCGGCGAGCUACGCGGCAUGCUGGACCGAACGGACUACAUGCUCUCCAUCGCCGAAUCGUCUCUGGCAGACGUACCGCUCACGGACACGGACAAGCCCGGGUUUAGGAGGUUUAUUCGGCGUGUGCCCUUAGGCGUCGUGCUGUGCAUCGCUCCGUGGAACUACCCUUACCUGACAUCGGUCAACUGCGUUAUCCCGGCGCUGAUGGCUGGGAACGCCGUUAUCCUGAAGCCAUCCCCUCAAACGCCGCUCACCGGAGAACGUUUCCGCGAUGCGCUGGUGGCGGCAGGUGUUCCUGCAGACGUCAUCCAGGUAGUGCAUCUCAGCCCGGAACUCACCACGCAUGCUAUUCAGCAUCCGUUGGUUGACUUUGUUAGCUUUACCGGCAGCGUGGCCAACGGUCGGUCGGUCGAGAUAGCAGCGGCGACGGCACCCACGUUCAAGGGAGUGGCUCUCGAGCUCGGAGGCAAAGAUCCCGCCUAUGUCCGUGCAGAUGCAGAUCUCGCGUACACUACGGCUGAACUAGUAGACGGCGCCAUGUUCAAUUCCGGGCAGAGUUGCUGCGCUGUGGAGCGGAUCUAUGUGCAUGAAUCCGUUUUUGACGAAUUCGUUGCCCGAUUCGUGGAAAUCGUCAAGCGAUAUAGACUGGACAACCCGACGAACCCAGCGACGAGCAUGGGACCUGUUGUCAGCAUAGCAAGCGCCGAACGGAUCAGAAAACAGGUUGCCGACGCCGUUGCGGCGGGAGCCAAGACUCUCAUUCCGGAGUCGCAUUUCCCGAUGGCCAGACCAGGCAAUGCCUUCGUCGCGCCGCAAGUGCUCGUUGACGUCGACCACUCCAUGGACAUCAUGAAGGCGAGCCCCCACAACGAAGAGACUUUCGGUCCCGUGGUGGGUAUUAUGAAGGUGUCUUCGGACGAAGAAGCCGUCCACCUCAUGAACGACUCGCCGUACGGCCUCACCGCGUCCGUCUGGACGAACGCUGCCGCCAAUCCCGAGUCCCAGGCUGCGUUCUUGCGCAUCGAGGAGGAACUCCAGGCGGGCACCAUCUUCCUGAACCGUUGCGACUACCUCGACCCUGCCCUGGCUUGGACCGGCGUCAAGAACAGCGGACGAGGCGUCAGCCUCAGCAAGUUUGGUUACGAUCAACUGACGCGGGCCAAGUCAGUGCAUAUGAAGAUUCAGACGUCGUGAUGUCCUUACAGUACCGUUUGAGCACCCUGCUACCCUGCUUCAUCAAGAACUUUGUGCCAUACAUUGCCUGUCGUGCUGCCGUAGAAUCGCAGAUCAAAUUCAGAAGGAUUAAACUUGAGAGUGGAGCCCGCGCGUGAUCCAAGCGCGACAGCAACAAAGCAAUGGUGAUUAUCUAGUACCGAAGAUUCUAUAUGAAUACACGGCAUCGCGCGCGUUCCCAACUCGGGUUGUAACGAGCGAAAGCAGCCACGAAUAACGAUACAAUCUAUACACAUUAAGCAAAGCAGGAGAAACCAUCCGAUCCGACCAAUCCCAAGACAGAUAUUUAAUACGUAGAUGACGCGUGCGAUAUCCCUGGACCCCCGAGCUCCAUCCAAGGGGGCCCCAGCUGGCGCCGAUAACGCUGACACACCGAAAAGAUCCGCAGCAUGCGGUUUCACUCAACCGAAGGGAGGCGCCCGGCGUUGCGGGAGACGCUACCUGUCCAGGACGUACCCGUCCGUCAGGUGCGAGCGGCCGAGCGACGACGCCGCGUCCUUCUCGGAUAUCGCGGGCGACAUCUUCCCCGACUCGGCCCUGUGCGAGACGGGCUCGCCGGGGCCGGGCCAGUGCUCGUCGUCGAAGAGGCCGUUCCGGGCCUGGUCGCCGAGGUAUUCGUACGUGACGGGUACGUGCGCGUGGCUGGGCGGAUAUACCGGCACCGGGAACAGCUUAUUAAGGAUAAGGUGGACGGAAAACGAGAUGGUGACGCUGAGCAACCAGCCCAUCUGAUACAUGUGUAUCGCUGCGGCAUUAACCGCGGACGGGUCGUAGCUCCCCACCAGGCCGGGGAAGGGUAUGAAAAACCCGCACGCCCACGCGAGGCAACCACGCCAGUUCACGCCCUUGUAGAAAUAAUAGACGCCGUCCCGCGCGCCGGUGUAACACGACGGCACGUGUAUGUUGCCUCUGCGGAUGACAUAGAAGUCGCAAAGGACGACGCCGAGGAUGGCGCCGACGAGGAUGGUGUAGCUCCCGAGGAAAGUGAUAAACUUGGCUGAAAGAAGCGCGCGGCGAUCAGUAGUCGGAAGGCCGUACUGUCGCGUGAAGGAAUUCGAGGCAGUGAUAAGGGUAUACGAACCUGCGCUGACGAGGAAUUUCCACGGGACGAUGGCGAGGCCGAGGAAGUAACACAGCGCUUGGCCGCGCCGGAUAUCGAGCCAGCGCGGUGCGAUGCCCGUGAUGUCUGCUCCGAACGGUAUGCUAUUUGCAGAGAUAUUUGUCAUGACGGUAGCGAACGAGAAGAGGAUGGAAACGAGGAAGACGGCGAAGCGGCCCGCGGACGUCCAGUUGUGAUCCAGAAUCAAGUUCAGCUGGUCCCAUGGAUUCCACUGCGGCUCCCCGCCGUAGAUAACCACCAGCGCGGACGUCGUGGCUAUCGAAAAAAACGUGACGAGGUUCUUGACGACGAACAUGGCGAGGCCCUGAUACCACCCUGCCUCGCCUGGGCGUGUCGCGUACCGGCCAAGGUCGGGCUGGUUGAGGAUCAUCGGCGAGGCGUUGGAGAUGACGGCGUUGAGGCAGCUCAUCCAGACCCACGCGAGCGCGGACCCGUGCUGGGUCGUUUUGGUGGCCAAAUCGAAUUUGGAGAAGCCGCCGGCUUUGGUGCAUGCCCAGGCGGUGAGGCCGAUGGCACAUGGUGGGAGGAUCCACGCCUUGACCUCGAAGACGCGCCGGAUGUGCGCAGGAUGGACGAGUAUCAGCGGUAACUGCAGGGCAUAGAUAAGGAUGAAUGCCGUAAAGUCCUGGCUAGUGAUGCCAGCCGAGAGCGGAAAGGGGGUCAUGUCGGUCCAUCGAUGGCCAAAUAUGCAGCGGAGGGCGACAGAAAAGAGGCGGCCAGUGUAAUAGGACUGGAUACCGAACCAUAUGAUGGCGACGAUCGCACGGAGAAACACAAAGGCGUAGCCUCCCCAGACACCCAUCUGCGAGCGGAUGGUGAUGGGGUAACCAAUGUGGUAGAGGGCACCCUGCCGUGCGUUGAGGACAAUGGCGAUGGAGGUGAUGAACGAGCCGACGAUGGUGACCCCCAUCGCCUGCGAGAACGAGAGGCCGACGGAGACGAGCGCAGCGCCCCCUGCCCACUCAUUUGCGUUGAACGAGCAGCCCCACCAGAGCGCGGCGUAGUCCCAGCGGGUCCAUUUACGGUCUUCAGGCGGGGUGGGGUCGAGGUCCUUGUUGCUCCACUGGUGUCUGCCCUCGAAGUCGUCGGAGCCUUUGGUCUGGACCGCUUUAAGGAACACAGCCCGACUGGAGAGCGCGCCCUUCGAGCCCUGACGCAACGACUGGGGCAUUUCCC
Messenger RNA from Punctularia strigosozonata HHB-11173 SS5, 3829 nucleotides. Its product is annotated as succinate semialdehyde dehydrogenase. Lineage: Eukaryota; Fungi; Basidiomycota; Agaricomycetes; Corticiales; Punctulariaceae. Gene Ontology annotation, molecular function: aldehyde dehydrogenase (NAD+) activity. The transcript is spliced from 25 exons. The coding region runs from base 19 to 1494 and encodes 491 amino acids. The record is from RefSeq and is a predicted model, not a curated record.